Molecule: messenger RNA, 777 nt
Organism: Magnolia sinica
Lineage: Eukaryota; Viridiplantae; Streptophyta; Magnoliopsida; Magnoliales; Magnoliaceae
Product: putative cyclin-D6-1
Exons: 5
Coding region: 1-777 (258 amino acids)
Biological process (GO): regulation of cyclin-dependent protein serine/threonine kinase activity; mitotic cell cycle phase transition
Cellular component (GO): cyclin-dependent protein kinase holoenzyme complex; cytoplasm; nucleus
Molecular function (GO): cyclin-dependent protein serine/threonine kinase regulator activity
Source: RefSeq, a predicted model, not a curated record
AUGGAACUGAACCUAGAACCUCUUGGUCUUGCUACACUCAAGAACACGAACGUCAUCACAAUCAUCCUUUCAAUCUCUUACAUCUCUCUAGCUUCAAAGAUGAAAAAAUCCACCUUCUCUUUAACUAGUUUUCAGAGCGAGGAGGGAAUCAUCUUCGAUACGCAGGCGAUUCAACGCAUGGAGCUUCUAAUUCUCGGUGUGUUGAAAUGGCGGAUACGAUCGGUGACGCCUUUCGCAUUCCUCCUAUUCUUCCUCUCGUUUUUCAAACAGAACGACCCUCCAUUGAAGCAGGCUUUAAAAGCUAUGGCUACAGAAAUCGUUUUCAAAGCUCAGAACGAAGUCAAGAUCUUAGAGCAUAAACCGUCUGAAUCGCUGCUUCAGCACUACUCCUUGCUUCCCACGAGCUUUCCCCCCCUGCAAUUUCCUUGUUUUCAAAAGGGGAUUUCUUCCUGUGUAUAUAUAAAUAAAGAGAAGCUGUUGGAUUGCUACAAUCUGAUGCAAGGUGUGGUAAUGGACGGUUACGAAUCGAUCUUGUUGGAUGAGGUAUGGAGUUUGGAGACGCCAGUCAAUGUCCUUGACCGUCAUUCCCUGAGUUUGGAAAGCAAGAAAACCAGCCGCAUCAGCAUUGGAUGCGCUAUUACAAGAUCGGAAGCAUGGAUAAAGAAGAGAAAGAUAAUGCGCUAUUACGAGAAAAUCGAUCUUUUGGAUUUUUUUCAUCUAGCCAGAAAGAUGCAAGAGAUUGGAAUUCAGCGACGGAAGGAGGGAACGGAUUUGUGA